AUUGAUGAUUAAAUUCGAUAGCGUUUCUCUAUAGGAAAAUUAUCUUAUCAACUUUGCCACAUGCUGGCAUUUUGAUGCUUCGUCGAGUGCUAGGAUAGCUAUGAAUAUCGCAGCCGUGAUAGGUGCUACUGGUGAUGGUUCAAAACAAUGUUCGUUUCUGUGAAGAUUUCAGCCAAGAUAGUAGCUUCGAUAGCCGUAGUUUUGCUGCUCUGUACGAUUGCGGUGGUAAAUAGUGGAGCGAGUAAUCUUCACAUGUACGAUGGAGUACGAACGCAGGACAUCAUAGCUGGUGACGUGUUCUUUGAGAUCGUCGAUCCGCCGGAGUUGGAAUAUACCUACCGGAUACGGCCGGCCAAGGACUUUGGAACGUCGUUUGAGGCAGCUUCGUCCAAAGUGACGGAAGGCAAACUGGUUCCGGCUAUUCCAUCCGAUGCCUGUGAACCACAUUUCAUCAAUGAAAAGGACCUGAGGGGGAAUAUCGCCUUGGUUGAACGAGGAGAAUGCUCGUUCCUGACGAAAGCAAUAAACAUCGAGAAGGUGGGUGGCCGGUCGGUGAUCAUUACGGAGAUUGAUUCCAGCUCCGACGACUAUGACUACUACAUUGAGAUGAUUCACGACAAGACCGACCGCGAAACUCACAUUCCGGCUGCCUUUCUGCUAGGCAAGAACGGGCUUAUCAUUCGCAAGACGCUCGCCAAGCUCCAUCUGCGGUAUGCGCUUAUCAACUUGCCGGUGAACUUGACUUUUGUUGCGCCGCAUCAAAUCAAUCAGCCACCGUGGCUACAGUGGUGAAAGGGAGAAUACGCUUGUGUUAGAAUGAUGGCGCAUAGAUACAAUGCAUUACUGACUCCAGAGUGCUUGAGUGAGAUCAUCUAUCCCAGUGUGAUAUUUGCUAGAAAAAAAAAUGGUAUUAAUGACUAAUGUUCUAAGAGAGACUAAUUUUCUAGUCAACUUGUGAGAAGGAAAGAAACGCUAAGCAACAACGGAAGACAAUUAAAUACUUGCAAUAAACUCACUGAAAGCUGUUCAUCAAAA
Messenger RNA from Ochlerotatus camptorhynchus, 1035 nucleotides. RefSeq names its product PRADC1-like protein. NCBI's taxonomy places the organism in Eukaryota, Metazoa, Arthropoda, Insecta, Diptera, Culicidae. The coding region runs from base 148 to 792 and encodes 214 amino acids. The record is from RefSeq and is a predicted model, not a curated record. The transcript has 3 exons.